Terrapene triunguis (Three-toed box turtle) is the source of this 450-nucleotide messenger RNA. Its product is annotated as diamine acetyltransferase 2-like. The annotation marks the transcript as partial. The record is from RefSeq and is a predicted model, not a curated record. Gene Ontology annotation, molecular function: N-acetyltransferase activity. The transcript has 5 exons. Lineage: Eukaryota; Metazoa; Chordata; Testudines; Emydidae.
GAGAUUGCCGAAUAUCAUAACCUGCUGGACGAGGUCAAAAUCAACUCCCAGGUGUUGAGGGCUGAUGGGUUUGGAGGGGACCCCUUCUACCAAUGUCUCAUCGCGGAACUGGCCCCGGAGCAAGAAGACAAGCAAGGUCACCUAAUCGGUUACGCCUUAUUCUUCUUCGGCUACAGUGUGAACACUGGCCGCAUCGUCUACUUGGAGAAUCUAUAUGUGGUCUCUGAGUCCAGAGGCCGGGGGAUCGGGAAGAAGCUGAUGAGUGAAGUGGCCAAGGUGGCGCUGGCCCGCGGCUGCGUCGAGAUGAAGUUCACGGUGGCGGAGUGGAACGUCCGGGCCCUGGCAUGGUACCGGCAGCUCGGGGCCCAAGACAAGACGGAGGCGGGCGGCUGGCACUGCAUGGAGCUGGGUGGCGAGGCCCUGCACAGGCUGGCAGGGGACAGGCGGUGA